This is a messenger RNA of Lagopus leucura (white-tailed ptarmigan), 1102 nucleotides long. RefSeq names its product cryptic protein. The transcript is spliced from 6 exons. The record is from RefSeq and is a predicted model, not a curated record. Lineage: Eukaryota; Metazoa; Chordata; Aves; Galliformes; Phasianidae. Bases 246 to 830 code for a protein of 194 amino acids.
CCGAGAACCCACUCCCUUCCUGGAGCUCUGUGGGGGCUCAGCAAGAGUUACGUCUGGUAACUAUGUCUUUUCUACGUUGCUGUGAGCUGGACAAAAAGAGAAAACUUUCCUCUGUCAACUUUUCAGCUUGUCUUGAUACUGUAUAUGGUGCAAGAACAACUGCAUGUAGCAGCCUUCAGUGAGGGACUUUGGACCUCUGCUCAAGCUUUCCUAGAGGAAUAUACAGUAUUUCAGGCUGUGGGAAAAUGUACUGGCGAAACCAUAUUAGAAUUCUUUUCAUUGUGACUCUGAUCUGGCAGGCCAUUCAUUUAGGAAAAGGCCGUGAAAAAGAAGAACAUGAAAAAAAUGUGAAAAAUCUCAGCACCACAGCACAAAAGCAACAGCCUAAGAAUUCAUUGACAAUUAUAGAUGCUUUCAGUGACAUGAAUCAGAGUUACCAAAGCAGAAAGCAACAAGGUUCCAGGGAAUUUGUACCUUUCACUGGGAUUACAGAGAGUAAAAAUCUGAACAGGAACUGCUGCCAAAAUGGAGGGACCUGCAUCCUAGGGGCUUUCUGUGCAUGCCCAAAGCAUUUUAGUGGCCGGCACUGUGAACUAAGAAAGUGCGGCAGCAUUGCCCAUGGCGACUGGGUGAUGAAGGGCUGCUGGCUGUGUCGGUGUCUCUAUGGCACUCUGAAGUGCCUCUCUCAAAACUUGCAAGACAACUGUGAACUGAGAAGGGAAGAGGAAAUUAUCAGACUGUAUUCUAAUGGCCCAAGAUUACAGCAAACAAUGUCUGCACUGAUUUGCCUUCUCACCUUCCUCCUGGAGCUCUGCGGCUGGCAGUUGUGAAGCUGAACAGAAAGAUUAUAUCAGGGUUCCUGUAGCCUUUAACAUGAGUUGAACAACUCCUUCUUUAGUAAACUGCAGAAGACACUUACAUAUCUAAAGCAUAUUAUGAGGUGUUAGGUAAUGAUGAAAUGCUUGGUUUAUUAUAAAUACAGAUUAUAUAAACGUGAAGUAUUUAUUAUUUUAUUAUUAUUAUAUUGCUACUACCAGUGUCUAUUUCCAACAGUUCUUUAGUUUUAAAAUACUGUUCUUUCAGUGGAAGAAAAUAACUAAAA